AUGAAGCUCACUUCCCUCGCCUUGACGGCGGCGGCCACUGUUGCCCUGGCUCAACCGCAUAACCAUGCCCACCGACACUUGCACCAGCACAAACAACGGGAUGUCACCCUGACCACCUAUGCUGCAGGCCCUACUGCCUAUGUCUACCUUCUUGACGGCAAGGAAAUCACGCCUGAGGAAGUCUGCGACGGUCUGCAGGACAACGAACUGAAGUUUGUGGAUGGUCAAGAUCCAGGUGUUUGCUCUUCUACCGCUGCUGCCACGACCAGCAGCAGCAUUCCCACAACCACUGCGGCUCCUACAACUACCGCCGAACCUACUACAACCACUACGACAUCUCCCCCAGCCUCUAGCUCUGUGGCAGCCGAGUUCUACCCAGCAUCAUUUUCAUCCGCUUGGGCCAGCCCUAGCGACUCUGGCUCGAGCUCCAGUGCAGAGUCCAGUGCAGCACCUUCCGCGUCGGCCUCACCCUCAUCCUGGUCCUCGUCUGGCUCUUCUGGCGCAACCGGCCUCACGGCGGCGUUCCCUGAUGGAGAGCUUGAUUGCAGCGAGUUUCCCUCUGCUUAUGGUGCCGUCGCUCUUGACUACCUCGGGUUAGGAGGCUGGUCUGGUUUGCAAGCUGUCACCAUCGCUGGUGGCUUUGUAAAUCACAUUGUGACUGGAGUUUCGGGCGAAACCUGCACGGAGGGAAUGAUGUGCUCAUACGCAUGCCCUCCCGGCUAUCAAAAGGCACAAUGGCCUUCCACUCAAGGUUCCACUGGCCAAUCAGUUGGUGGUCUGUCUUGCAGCGGUGGAAAGCUUCAUUUGACGAACCCUAGUCUCUCUAGCAGUCUCUGUGUUGCUGGUGUCGGAGGGGUCCAGGCCACCAACAAUGCAGGCGGUGUCGUCGCGAUUUGCCGUACCGACUACCCCGGCACCGAAUCAGAGACCAUCCCUGUCGAGCUUCAAGCUGGUGAGACCGAGGCUUUGACCGUGCCCGACGCCGCGACAUACUAUACAUGGCAAGGAAAGUCAACAUCUGCUCAAUACUACCUCAACCCAAUUGGAUACCCUGCGUCACAGGCUUGCCAAUGGGGUUCCCCCGGUACACCAUUGGGCAACUACGCUCCCAUCAACUUUGGUAUUGGUGCUAAGGGGGGUGUCACAUGGCUCUCUAUUUUCCAAAACUCGCCUACCACGGAUGCCCAGUACGAGGGCACUGUCGAGAUCCAAGGCAACCUAUCUGGCACUUGCAAAUACUCAAACGGACAAUAUUGCGGUGUUACUGGAUGCAACUCAAAUGGAUGCACUGUGAGUUACCCCCUAUUUGAUUUGUCCUGGAACGUUCACUAA
Capronia epimyces CBS 606.96 is the source of this 1332-nucleotide messenger RNA. Its product is annotated as murein transglycosylase. Bases 1 to 1332 code for a protein of 443 amino acids. Lineage: Eukaryota; Fungi; Ascomycota; Eurotiomycetes; Chaetothyriales; Herpotrichiellaceae. The transcript has a single exon. Gene Ontology annotation, biological process: fungal-type cell wall organization. Gene Ontology annotation, cellular component: cell surface; fungal-type cell wall. The record is from RefSeq and is a predicted model, not a curated record.